AAAAUAUAAAAAAAAAAACUCUUUUGCAACGGCUACUUACAGAGUGAAGAACCCAAAGCCGAUUUUCUCUUUCCUCUUUCCCAAACUCCCAAAUUUAAAAACUCUCACCAUUACCAUUCACCGUGUCCCAUAACAAACCCAGACAACGCUCCACUAUCUUCUACUUCCAAAUCCAGUUUCUCUGCCUGCCUAGCUUUUCUCUACGAAUGGAGGAGCCUCACUUGUCGGAGCAGAUCAAUGAUGAAGAUGGCGGACGAGGGGAUGACUUUUAUGAGAAGAUUGAAGCACCCAAGUUCGUUGACUUCACUGUACCCGAACAGUGCUGUCCCGACGAUCGUUACUGGUUCUGCUUGCGCUUCGGAUGUGAUAGAAAACAUGAAGAGGAACUUGACCCUGAAGCAAUAGAAAAGAAUUUUAUUCUUCGGGUUAUGGCAGCGAGGAGUCCUAAUAUACGGUUUCGGAAAGCACUAUACAAGAAACCUCCGAGUUUCUCUAGUCCCAAGUGCCCACUUACAGCUCCUGCAAAAUCAUCCAAGCCUAAAAUAACAAGAAUGCCGGUAGUUCCUUCGAUUUCUCGCAGGCUAUUUGACUUGAAAGAUAAGAACAAAUCACUCUCAAAGAUCACUGCAACCCCAAAAGCCAAUUUGAAGAAAACAAAUGCAGCAACAAAAGCUUUGACUACUCCAAGGAAUAGAAAGCGAAUAUCAAAUCCAGAUACAUUUAAAAGUGUUCGGAAUCCCAAGGGAAAUAACAUUGUGGUGCCAAAGACUAGAGCUAUUGCAAAAGGUUUGGUUUUCCAGUCUCCAAAGAAGGUUUGCAGGACCAAGAUUUCAGUAGAGUUUAAAACUCCAAUGGCGAAAUUAUGUACAGCCAUGUCGAAGCUUGAUAUUGUGAAGGGAAAGAAGCAGACUACAGAUACAACUUCAAGGAAAUUAUUUAAGGGACGAGAGGUUAAAAGCAGGGUUUAUGACUCGUUGCAAUCUCACACUCAAAAGGGCCGGGAAGUAAAACCUUUGAAAAAUUUGAAGAGAAAGAAAAAGGAAAAGGAUUUGAAGGAGUCCUGUGGUCUACAGUCUCAUGAAGAUGGUGAAAAUGAUUCGAGGGAUAUGGAGAUUGAUCACAGACCAAGGGAUGUUUCUCUGGAAGGCUAUUCUGAAUCAGGCACUUCUAAGAACAGUGAAACAAUUGGUCAUGUGGAGAAUUUAAAGACACUGGAAACAUCAGAAGCAUGGUCCGAUGAGCAUCCAGUUGAAGUUCUAUCAGAAACAUCAAGAGGAAAUAUCUCCUCCUUGUGUAGUUCUGAAGGGAGGGCUUCAGGAGACAGUGAUCACCAAAAUUCCAUAGAUCAUACUGGACCUGUUAAACAUUUAACUGAUUCAAGUGAGCAUGCAGUAAAAGGAAAGUCAAGUGAAGACAAAAGGAGCAGCCCUCAGGCUCAGGAUGCUGACAUUGAUGAUAAAGAAAAUGCUUUGCCUUCUGAUAACACAGAAAAUGGAGGUGAAAGCACUGAGAAUGAUGAAAAAGAAAAUUCCAAUAUUAACAGAGAAAUGAACAAUCAGUCAGAGGGGAAAACUGUUAGUAAUCACGAUACAAAUAAGGCCAAUCAAGCAACGAAGAAGACGCUAAAAAUGAGUUCUGUUCCUGCUUUAGGUGUUCAUGAAACAAAGUAUAAGAAACCAAAGCCAACAAAUCCCAAGCCUUUUAGACUGAGAACCGAUGAAAGGAGUAUUCUCAAGGAAGCAAAUUUAGAGAAGAAACAAGCCACGCCUCUGAAAGAACUCACAUCAGUAAAACCAUUAGGAGUAAAAUUAUUGAGAAAACAUCAGACCCCAUUCCAGAAAAACGAAAUCUACCAUGAACAAAGUGAAAGUGAAAAUGUUCCUCGUGCAGACUCUGGAAAGAGAAUAAAUAAAAUACAUGUGCCUGGAAGAGCUAGGACUUCACGGACUAAUUCUACUACGAAGCAUGAGGCUCACAGUGAAGCAGUUUCAACAACCCCAGAAAAAAGCUCAGAAAGAGCCAAAUUGAGGCCUCAACCUCAAGGGAUUGCAUCAAGCAGAACAGUUAAAACAUCUGGUCGACUUGGCGUAAUAAAGGAAAAGUCUUCAACUAUCCCCAGACGCAAGGAAGCUGCAAAGCCGUCUAAACAUAGCAUUUCUUCAACAACCGAGGCAUCUUGUCCUGUUGCCCCAAGAUCAGUGUCAAGAGGAAGAAGGCCGAGUACCAUGCCCAAGGAGCCAAAUUUUCAUAGUCUUCAUGUACCAAAGAGCUGCACGAGGAAGGUGGUUUAGAUUGUUCCUCAUUCGCUGUAUGAUAGAUAUGUCUUGUUGUAACAUACCCAAGAUCAGUGUCAAGAAAAAGAGGGCCGAGUACCAUACCCAAGGAGCCAAAUUUUCAGUCUUCAUGUACCAAAGAGCUGCACGAGGAAGGUGGCUUAAAUUGUUCCUCACUGUAUGAUAGAUAUCUUGUUGUAUCUUGUUGUAAUGCUGUUCAAUCAUAUCAUUGAAUUUUUUUUUGUUCAAUAAUAUCAUUGAUUCUUUUUUAAUUGUACUAAAAGCUCCCCGUUUUUUUUUCACAUGUAUUUUUUGACUAGCCUAUGUGCUAAUACUCGUCAUUUUUUAUUUAUUUGUAAUGAAAAAAUUUAUAUAUGAAUACUGUAAUUCUC
Cannabis sativa is the source of this 2665-nucleotide messenger RNA. RefSeq lists its product as uncharacterized. The record is from RefSeq and is a predicted model, not a curated record. Lineage: Eukaryota; Viridiplantae; Streptophyta; Magnoliopsida; Rosales; Cannabaceae. Bases 207 to 2291 code for a protein of 694 amino acids. The transcript has 10 exons.